AUGUACCAAUCUGCUUACAACGGCGGCGAUCAAACGAUCGCCAGUGGCACGUCUAUACACGUACGGGGCAAAGACACUGACGCAGACAACAUGUGCAACGUAAUAUCCUGGCUAUCGAUCCGCAAUCUGCGUGCGAGACAGCGUCGCGGAACGAGCGAACGCACGCGACAGGCCAACAACAAGGGAGACAACCUUACGGGGGACACGGACAAGCAGACCGUUAUCACUCAGUCGACCGAUCGCAGCGACCAAGUCGUAGAUCAUGGCCAUGGCGGCCAUCCGGUCCGUCACCUUGACACAUCAUUCGGAUCGACAGUUCCACUCACCAUAGCACAGAGAUGCGAUGCGGUGCAAGUGGCAGCGAUGCAGCGACGAUUUGUCACGCGGAUCCGCACCGCGGCAUGA
Messenger RNA from Soboliphyme baturini, 405 nucleotides. NCBI's taxonomy places the organism in Eukaryota, Metazoa, Nematoda, Enoplea, Dioctophymatida, Soboliphymatidae. The record is from the annotation of a GenBank genome assembly.